AUGGACGAAGGCCUCAAGCAGGAAGUCGAGUCCCUCCGUCGCCGGAUCGCUUCCACGCUGGAGGAGGCCGAGGAGUUUCGGCACGUCGCUGCAGCCGCCCGCGCAGCCUGCGAGAUGCAGCGAACCGCGGAGUCGCCGGACGCAUCACCUGGGUCCACGGCGACACCAGAAGGCGAAGGGCAGGACAUGACGGUUGACGAGGAUGAAGAUAGCGCGGACGACGAAGACACCGUUCUCCUGAAGCAGAAGAUCAAGGCCCAGCGGUCAGAGCUGGAUCGCCUCACGGAAGUCUUCCAACGUCAGCAGGAACAGCUGGGCAUACUUCAAGACCAGAUCUCGGGCAAGACUUUCGAGAAGCAGAAGCAGGUUCAGCGUGAGGUCCAG
Molecule: messenger RNA, 384 nt
Organism: Symbiodinium necroappetens
Lineage: Eukaryota; Dinophyceae; Suessiales; Symbiodiniaceae
Source: the annotation of a GenBank genome assembly